This is a messenger RNA of Coffea eugenioides, 1029 nucleotides long. Its product is annotated as probable carboxylesterase 18. The record is from RefSeq and is a predicted model, not a curated record. Lineage: Eukaryota; Viridiplantae; Streptophyta; Magnoliopsida; Gentianales; Rubiaceae. The transcript has a single exon. Bases 1 to 1029 code for a protein of 342 amino acids. Gene Ontology annotation, biological process: pollen tube growth. Gene Ontology annotation, molecular function: carboxylic ester hydrolase activity.
AUGGAACCGCCUCUCCCCUUUAAGACGAGACUCCAAAUCUCCAUCGGCACUUUUGCUGCAAAAGUAUGUGUCCGCUCUGAUGGCACCAUCAACUGCCGUCUCUUCAGCCUCCUCGACCAAAAAGUCAUAGCUCCCACUACCAAAGUCUUCAAUGACGUACCUGUCUCCUCCUCUGACAUCUCCGUCGACCCCUCUCGCAACCUCUGGUUCCGCCUCUUCGUCCCAGACACCAAAUCCUCAGCUGAAACAUUGCCACUCAUUGUCUAUUUCCAUGGAGGUGGAUUCACAUAUUUUGGUCCGGACUCCAGGAGCUUUGAUGCUCUCUGUUGCAACCUAGCAGCUCAGAUACCCGCAACCAUUGUAUCUGUUAACUAUCGCCUUGCCCCAGAACACCGAUUCCCUUGUGCCUAUGAUGAUGGUUUCGACACCCUUAAGUAUAUAGAAGCACAAAAUUAUGCUGUUUUGCCCUCCAAAACUGACCUGAGCAAAUGCUUCAUAGCCGGAGACAGUGCUGGAGGAAACAUAGCCCACCAUGUAACACACAGGGCCUGCAAAGACUCUCACCAGUUUAAGAAAAUAAAGAUUGCUGGGCUGCUAGCCAUGCAACCACUUUUUGGUGGAGAAGAGCGCACUGCAUCAGAACUGAGGCUCACAAGAGUGCCUUUCCUCAAUAUCGAGAGCAUAGACAGGAUGUGGAGGAAUUUCUUGCCCGAAGGUGCUGAUAGAAACCAUAAAGCAGCCAAUGUUUUCAGAGAUGGACCAAAUUUUAAAGCAGCAGCCACAGUGCCGGAGGAUUUUCCAAGCUCGCUGGUAUUUGUUGCAGGGUUUGAUCCAUUGCAGGAUUGGCAGAAAAGGUAUUGUGAGGGGUUGAGGAGGUGUGGAAAGGACGUUUGGUUGGUUGAAUAUCCUAAUGGUAUUCAUGGUUUCUAUAACUUUCCAGAGCUGCCUGAGUCUGCACUAUUUGUUAAGGAAGUGAGACAGUUUAUUCAGGAGAAAUCUAAAUUUUCAACCAAGCAAGAAAUAAGCUAA